Messenger RNA from Equus caballus (horse), 2552 nucleotides. Lineage: Eukaryota; Metazoa; Chordata; Mammalia; Perissodactyla; Equidae. The record is from RefSeq and is a predicted model, not a curated record.
CCUGCGGCGGAUCGCGAGUGCGCGCUCAGACCCGGAGAUCCGCGGACAGUGGGAAGCUUCUUUCCCCUCACUCCACCCGCUGAGGGUGGCAACUAGGACCUCGGACCUUCCAGGCAGGCUUGGAGCAGAAAGCUCUGGCAGAGGGGUCCUGAAACCUUGUUGAGCAGGGGGUGAGAGGGUCGAGGUUCUACAUAAUUUGAUGUUAUGGAGCACGCUUAUUCUCGAGAGCGAGUGCAGGAUCCCUGCUCCUCUGUGGGUGAUUCCACCUGCCUGAAUCAGACAUCCUGCCUGGGCCCAGAAUCAACCCCCUGUGCCUUAACCCUCCAACUCUCACAUGGACAGGGAUCUAGGAUCAGUCUAGGGGAGCCAGGAGCCCCUACAGUCCUGGACCCUGCCCUACAAGAUUGCACAGCUGGGGAUGGAGGGGGCUUGUAUUGAAAACCAGUGGAAAUGAACAGGUGAAAUUUACCAUGACGUCAAACUGUGCUCAAAUUCCUGUUCAUUUCAAGGGUGUUUUUCCUUGGUCCCCACCCCUCCCACUUCCAUCAAUGACCUCAAUGCAAAUACAAGUGGGAUGGUCCUCCUGGAUGCUCCAGGUUCUGGACGUAAGCGGUGACACAAUCCACUGGGGCACAGGAUCCUUCCCCUCAUUGGCUGCCCAGAGCUCCUGGACCACCCAACACUCAAAGCAGAGGGAAUAAAAGCAGACGCUGAUGCUGGGAGGCAUCAGAGCCACUUUCCAGCUCAAGUGCCACAGAUACUUCGAGAGUGCCUUUCCCUGACUUCGACGCUGCUGCUGCCACUGUCUCUGUUCCAGGCUACCUGCUAGUACUUGCCCGAAAGGCGUCAUGGGCUUCUGGAAGUUCUCCCCCUUCCUGCCUCUCAGCAUCUUGGUCCUGUACCAGGUGGGCAUCAUCCAGGCAGCACCAUUCAGGUCUGCCUUGGAGAGCCUCCCAGAUCCUGCUGUACUCCCUGAGGAGGAAUCGCGACUCCUACUGGCUGCGCUGGUGAAGGACUAUGUGCAGAUGAAGGUCAGGGCGCUGGAGCAGGAGCAGGAGACAGGGGGCGCCAGCCUGGACAGCCCCAGAGCUAAGCGGUGCAGUAAUCUGAGUACCUGUGUGCUGGGCACAUACACGCAGGACCUCAACAAGUUUCACACGUUCCCUCAGACUGCAAUUGGGGUCGGAGCACCUGGGAAGAAAAGGGUCAUGGCCAGAGGCUUGGAGAGAGACCACGGCCCUCACAUUGGCACGUCCCAGGAUGCCUACUAAGCCCCUCCCUCUCCUUUCUAAUUUCUUUUCUUACUUCUUUCCUAUAAGUUAAUGCAUGUGGUCCUCUCUGCUUGUUCUUCGGGCUGGUAUGAGUGGCUUUCUUUGUGGCAGUCGAUGUCUGGAAGCUCAGAUGGGAGGAGAGAGAGCAGGACCUACAGACCAGAAGAGAAUCACCCAGGAAGAGAUCAGAGAGAGAGAGGGCAGCCCUGUGAGUCCCUGAGAAUUUCAUAGCAGAGCUUCUCACUCCAGCUUCUGAAUGUGCUUGUCAUUGGGGAAUAAAAGUAUAUUUCUAAAAAUAUUGAGCAGUGGUCAUUAUUGCUGUGGCCCAGAUCCCAGGCUUCAUGGUUUCAGGGACCUGUUUUAGAAGUAGCCUUAGCUCCAGGUAGCUGGACUCAGGGCAUGCUGGGUGGUCCCUGUGACCAACCUCAAGUAGCAAGAACAGGAGCCCAGAGGAGCAGGUAAGCACCUCCAUGACUUGAUGCUGCCAACUCUCUUCCUCUUCCAGGUGAGUCUGGGAAAUUUUCAUAUUCCUAGAAGGGUAUUUGGUGAUUUGAGUGGGAUGUAACUUCUAGACAAUCCUUGUGAUGGGGUUGGGUGUGGAGCCAUAAUUCUCUCCAGUCUCAUAAACUUUGGUUGAUCUUUAGUUUAUUAAUACAGAAACGAUUAGCUGUUACAGCUCUGUGUCCGGUGGACAGUUACCUAGAGCCACCACUGGGUUUUCCGACACGUCUGGGAAUGUCUAUGGGGAGUGAUCAUGGCAUUUUCCCUAAUGGCCUAUGAUUUUCUGCUAUGAUAACUGUGUUUAGGAGAAACUCCUAAGGUUCAUUGGUGCCUCUCAGAGCAGUAAUUUGACCAUGAAGGUCCCAUGGGGCAGGAUCCUGCCCCCAGCCUCUCACUGACAGGCCUUUCUUUUUCUCCAUCCUGCAAAUCAGCAUCACUGCCCAGAAGAGAUCCUGCAACACUGCCAGCUGCUUGACCCAUCGGCUGGCAGGCUUGCUGAGCAGUGCUGGGAGUAUGGCGAACAGCAACUUGCUGCCCACUGAGAUGGGCUUCAAAGUCUCUGGCCGUCGCCGCAGGGACCUUCAGGCCUGAGCAGUGAAAUGACUCCAGGAAGAAGAUCACCAUGAAGCUGAACUCUACUUCCUUUACUUCAUAGUGAAAGCAACUUAUUGGACAGGGAGCAUGGAAGAUACACCUAUAUGCAUGCUUCUGGACAUUGAAAUCACUCUUUUCUGUUUAAAAUAAACUAAAGCUAAAUGCAGAAUAAAAUCAUUGCAGUUA